GGGAGUAUGUGGCGCAUUGUGCGGCGGAGUGGCAGGUUUCGAUUAUGAAGUCUGUCACGAUCUCGUCGAGGACGCGCAGGGUUUCUGGGAGGGGUUCCUGGGGGUAAGAGGGGUGCGGGGUUGGGUCCCCGUACGCGUGUAGGAGGUGGCGUACUGUUCAUCCAUUCGUUAGGUUAUUUGGCAAUACAACCCCCCCGAAAAAAAAAAAAAAGACAACAAUUAAAGUAACAAAGACGGAUAUGGAGGAGUAACAUACAUUCAUUCCCAAAGUUCAGCUGGCCUUGAUGACGAGUAAGUCGAACCCGCGGUUCAGCCAUGCCGUUAGUCAAAUGUCUUAAUUUGCGGCGGGCUCGAUAGUUGGCGUUAUUCGGUGCCUUUGUUCCGUCAUCUGUCUUCUUGGAAGGAGCAGAUUCCUUUCCUUCAGCUAUCGGAUUCGAUUCCGCGGGUUCCAACACGUGCUCGAGCUUGUAAUAGUCUCGAAUAUGUGUGGGAAAAUGGAACAAGUACUCGAAAUCGCCGAGCCUGAUAUUUUGCUUAUCUGGUGGAGGUUGGGGUUGAGCCAUGGCGCUUAGAUUAGAGUUGGAGUGGCGCGCGUCUAAUAGUGACUUGGCAGUGUUAUGCGAUAUGGUUGGGCAACGAAGCGAUGAAGAUGAGCUAAGCAGGCUAGGGUGCUUGUCGACACUUAAGUGUUGAUGAUGAUGAUGCUGAUGUUCAUGUCUCUAUUUAUCUUGUCUUAAAGGAAGUUCGUGGAUGAAUGAACGGCCGACGCGUUGUGAGAAUCCGAGCUUAUAUAAAGGUGAAACUGCCCUGGAGGAUUUAUUUCAUUUGGAGUGUUGCGGGGGCCUACGACUGAAACCGUCUUCAACAAACAACAAAGCAAUCACUCACUUCCACCAUGACUGCCCUUUUCAACUUCCAAUCCCUCCUCCUCGUUAUCCUCCUUAUCAUCUGCACAAGUACCUAUGCCCAUUCGAUAAUGCCGGGGAUUAUGGAUCGCAACCAGAACGGCUUCUUCGGGAUAUUCUGGAAAUGCGCGCGGGUUGGGGAACGGCUAAGCCCGUACGUCAGUUUAUGUUGUCUGGCUAUGGCUAUAUCUCUAUUCAUGGGACAGUGAAAAAAGGAAAGAGCUGACCCUCUUCCGCGCGGGAGGAUCCAUCAUUAACUUACGGAAGCGCAUGGCGUUGGGAGUUCCGUGGGUUUUUUUUUUUUUUUUUUUUUGCUUUUCACUUAUAUAGUAUGAGGAUACCCUGAACACUCACAAACCAAUAAUCAAAGAUGAGAUUUCUGCAUGAAAUUGUUUCUCGUCUUUUAUUCAAGGGCAGAUCAAUAGCCUGCCUGAGCUAAAUAUCCUAUAAUGCAUAUAUACAAAAAUUCUGAACAUAGCUCUACAUUUCCAUAGUUGACACUGUACAGUACAAACGAAUUAAACAAAGAGAGAUCCAAGUCUAAAUAAUUUACAUGAACAAGAACACCACCACCGAGGGUAUUGGUAUAGUUAGGAGGGUGAUUCAUCUGUCAUCUCCGCAUUCUCUUGACUUUCAACUGGC
This is a messenger RNA of Blastomyces dermatitidis ER-3, 1547 nucleotides long. Its product is annotated as S-adenosylmethionine-dependent methyltransferase. The transcript is spliced from 4 exons. NCBI's taxonomy places the organism in Eukaryota, Fungi, Ascomycota, Eurotiomycetes, Onygenales, Ajellomycetaceae. The record is from RefSeq and is a predicted model, not a curated record. Bases 751 to 1131 code for a protein of 126 amino acids.